UAUGGCAUUCUGCAUUGUUUUACUUUUGAACAGUUUGCUUGAUCUAUUUGAAAAGGAGUCAGCACAGGUACUGAAUGGUAGCAGCAUUUCAUUGUUACAUACGUGUAUGCUGCCUGGACUCCACUUGGGGCGUUAUUUGGUUUAUUGCAGGGGGUGGGCGUCUGAUAUUUAAAACCAUUAAGGUUUAAGCUAAGAAAAAAAACUUUAACCCUAUAUUUUAUUUGGAGUGCAUAAUAUUUCCCACCCAGUGUGACGUGCCCUUUUCUUUCAUUUGUACCAGGUUUCCAACAGUUUAACAGUCGCUGUGCAAGCUCUGAAUACAACUGCCCCACCCGCCUCCAUAUGGUUCUCCUGUACAGUGCUUGUAGCUGAUAGUGGAUUCAGUCUGCCGUUUGCAUUCAUCUGAUUCAUCGGAAGGGCAUCGCAUCGCUGACGUUCUGCGACCCCCACCCUUUUGCUUGGAUGCUGCGUGCUUCCCCCACGGAGGCUGCCAUGUGGAGGAGCGGCAGGAUGACUCCCUGUGUUGCCGCCUGGCUCCCUAAUUGUUAAUGGCAUUCUGGAGCCCCGGGGUGGUAGGGGCUUAACGAACCAGGGUACUGCUGCAAGGGUAAAUGAAGGAAUCGCUGACUGCGCCUCUCUCCAUGAUCCAGACUCCCAUUUUCUGCGGAUUGCUGCAAGACUUGAGGUUUGCCUCUGUGCUUGGGUGUGUUUUUUAACUGGCUGUUCGUUUUGGAGGACGAAGAAAGAUCACAGAAUCGUUGCGCUGGUACUGAACGCUGCUUACUAGAAGCAGGAGAUAGUGGGACUUUUCUUGUGGAUUAAAAUAAAAGAAGGAAAACAUGACGUCGCCUGCUAAAUUCAAAAAAGAUAAAGAGAUCAUUGCAGAAUAUGAGACCCAAGUCAAAGAAAUCCGUGCCCAACUGGUUGAGCAGUUUAAAUGUCUGGAUCAGCAGUCUGAGCUCAGAAACCAGCUCCUACAGGACUUCCAAGAUUUCUUCAGGAAAAAAGCAGAGAUUGAGGUGGAGUAUUCUCGAAAUCUUGAGAAGCUGGGAGAGCGGUUCUUAGCCAAAACAAGGAACACCAAAGACCCACAUUAUAAAAAGGAUCACAACGUCUUGUCACUGGUGAACUGCUGGAAUCUCUUGUUGAACCAGGUAAAGCGAGAAAGUAAAGACCAUGCCACACUGAGUGAUAUCUAUCUGAAUAAUAUCAUUCCUCGAUUUACACACAUCAGUGAGGACUCGGGACGCCUGUUUAAAAAGAGCAAGGAAGUUGGACUUCAGUUGCAGGAAGAUUUGAUGAAGGUCCUGAAUGAGCUUUACACGGUGAUGAAGACGUACCACAUGUAUAAUGCGGACAGUAUAACUGCAGAAAGCAAAUUAAAAGAAGCUGAGAAGCAGGAGGAAAAGCAGAUAGGGCGCUCUGUCAAGCAAGAGGACAAGCAGACCCCUCGCUCACCAGAUUCACCUGCAAACCUUAAACUUGAGGAGAAGCAUGUGAGGCGUAGCUCUGUCAAGAAGAUUGAGAAAAUGAAAGAGAAGCGUCAGGCAAAGUAUACAGAAAACAAACUGAAAGCUAUCAAGGCAAGAAAUGACUACUUGUUGGUCCUUGAGGCAACAAAUGCAUCUGUAUUUAAGUACUACAUCCACGACGUGUCUGACCUGAUUGAUUGCUGUGACCUGGGAUACCAUGCCAGCCUGAACAGAGCUCUCAGAACCUUUCUCUCUGCUGAAUUCAAUGUAGAACAGUCGAAACAUGAGGGUCUAGAGGCAAUAGAGAAUGCAGUGGAAAACCUAGAUGCGAACAGUGACAAGCAGCGUGUCAUGGAGACUUACAAUAACGUCUUUUGCCCACCAAUGAAGUUUGAAUUCCAGCCACACAUGGGGGAUCCAACAAUGCAGAUCUACGCACAGCCUCCUGUGUACGGUGAGCUCCUAAUGCGAUGUCAACAACUCCAGUGUCGGCUGUCCACACUACAGAUCGAAAAUGACGAAUUGAAGAAGACAAUGGAGGCUACUCUUCAGACAAUUCAAGACAUUGUCACAAUUGAGGACUACGAUGUAUCCGAUUGCUUCCAGCACAGCAACUCUAUGGAGUCUGUCAAGUCUACCAUAUCGGAGACCUUUAUGAGUAAGCCAAGCAUUGCCAAGAGACGGGCCAAUCAGCAAGAGACAGAACAGUUUUAUUUCAUGAAAAUCAAGGAGUUCCUGGAAGGAAGAACACUAAUCACAAAACUUCAGGCAAAACAUGACCUUCUGCAGAAGACUCUGGGAGAAAGUCAGAAAACAGAAUGUUCAGUUGCCAGCAGGAGAAGUUCUACUGUUAGAAAACAGGAUUCUGGCCAAACUAUUCCUUUAAUUGUUGAAAGUUGCAUCCGGUUUAUUAGCCGUCAUGGAAUGCAACAUGAGGGCAUUUUCCGAGUGUCUGGUUCACAGGUUGAAGUGAAUGAUAUCAAAAAUGCAUUUGAAAGGGGAGAAGACCCACUGGCCGGAGAUCAGAAUGAUCAUGACAUGGAUUCCAUAGCUGGUGUUCUGAAGCUCUACUUCCGUGGUUUAGAACGCCCCCUUUUUCCAAAGGAAAUCUUUCAUGACCUUGUUGUGGGGGUCGCAAUGGAUUGCCUCCUGGAGAGAGCUCUUCACAUUCGGAAAGUCCUCCUGACAUUGCCUAAGACCACCUUAGUUUUGAUGAGAUACCUAUUUGCCUUCCUAAGUCACUUAUCCCAGUUCUGUGAAGAGAAUAUGAUGGAUCCCUAUAAUUUGGCCAUCUGUUUCGGGCCCACUUUGAUGUCUGUUCCUGAUGAACACGACCAGGUCUCAUGUCAGACUCAUGUUAACGAACUGAUAAAAACUAUCAUCAUUCACCAUGAAACCAUCUUCCCAGGACCAGAAGAGCUGGAGGGGCCUGUUUAUGUUAGAAGCAUUCAAGUGGAAGACUUCUGUGAGACUUCUCAGGCAGACUUGCAAAUGGGAGACGAUUCUACGCUCGAUAUUAGUGCUGACCAUCCAGCGAGUGAAGACGAGUGUGAACCAAUAGAAGCAACAGCAAAAUUUGACUAUGGAGGAAGAACUGCCCGGGAACUGUCGUUUAAGAAAGGAGCGUCUCUGCUGCUUUACCAUCGAGCAUCAGAUGAGUGGUGGGAAGGUCGCCAUAAUGGAAGUGAAGGUCUCAUACCUCAUCAGUACAUAGUCGUCCAAGAUGUGGAUGAAGGACUUGUUGAUAAGUCUAGCUCCAAGCCUGAUGUUGAAGUCAGUUGUGAGCCACCUCCUGAGGAGAAAGUGACAAGGUCCAGUGUGAACUCGCCAACUGGAAGUCAUGUUGCUGACAUUUAUCUGGCAAAUAUUAACAAGCAGCGCACAAGGCCGGAACCCAGCAGCAUUCGUAGAACCUUCAGGCCAAGUGAAGGCCACAUCAGUCAUGGGCUUCCUGGAUCUCCUGCAGACCAUUUGGCUCCAGGGCCACUUCCGAGUGCCAGAUUAUCUCUACAGCCCACACCAAGCCAGAACCUUGCCAAGGACAUGCUGGAGAAACGCCCUGUGAGUGCCCAUGGGAGCCUUAGUGCCGUCACUCGGCACUCAUCCAUGAAAAAUCGGAUGGAUAGUCCACAGAUGCGGAAGGCAGUAACUGCAGGAAGAUCCAAAAGCUUCAAUAACCACCGGCCUCUGGAUCCUGAAGUCAUUGCCCAGGACAUUGAAGCUACAAUGAAUACAGCAUUGAAUGAACUGAAGGAGCUGGAAAGGCAGAGUACAGCCAAGCAUGCACCAGAUGUAGUCCUGGACACCUUAGAAACCAAGAAGCCAUCUCCAGUCGUAGCACCUACAUCCGAGCCUUCCAGCCCACUGCACUCUCAGAUUACAAAAGAGGCUGAGCCCCCACUCCAGCGUAGUUCUAGCACUGCAAGUGAUAUCCCAUGCACAUUUAGGCCUAUUAAACCCAUCAAAAUGUCCAAACCUCCAGCAACAAGGCCAAAACCUUUAACAUUCCCCAAAACAACAACUUCUAGUCCUGGUGUGAAUUCUCCAACUUCUCAACAACCUACUGAUAAGUCAUGCCCUGUGUGAUGGCCACAGAAAAAAAGACCAUUUGUCGUUUCUGUCAUUUCAACUGACAAGGCAGCAUUGGCUUAAUGUAAAGAGUUAACAGUUCCAAGAUGGAUUCUGGUUUUACCAAGUUAUCCAUAUUUAAAAUGAACAUAUUUAAAAUUUACAGACCUAUUUUUGUGAUUUAUUUAGUCGGACUUGUAUAUGGGAUUCCUGUAGUUACAUGCACAGUCGGUGCUUGUACUGAAGGAACUGUUUCUUCAGUAGAUUUAGCAAAAUAAACAUUUUCCAGUAUAUGUGCAUGUGAAAAUGCAAAAAGUACAGUAAUAUUCCUGAUACAACAGUUACAAUAUUAAGCAUACAAAUAUGACACUCACUACUUCUGUUAAUACAUUUGCACCAAAGGUUCUUCCUCUAUCUGACUGUAACAAAUAAGGUAAAAAGCUUGACUGUCUUGUCUUCAAAAAAGUUAGCUGAUGCCUGUCCAAUCAAAGCAAGGUUAUCUUGAGGAGAAACCACCUUUAUCUGUACAACAUACAGCAGCAACAAUGAGAGGGACAUUCGGAAGUUUUGUAAGACGAGCUUAGAAUUUUGAAAAGCUUUUGUGGUGGGACUUGCUUUCUGUUUGCUUUAUCAUCUCUCCAGGCUCUCUAAGAACAGUAUGCCUCUCUAGCAUUUUGAAAGCAAAUAUGAUCUUCAUUUUCACAUGCUAGUUUUAUAGCUGUACUGUUUCCAUGUACGUCACAAGCAUUUGCAUUUGUAAUGAAUCCCUGCGAGCUACUGAAAAGAAAUGCAGAGCUCACUGCUUCUUUUACACAGGAAAGAACAUCAUCACCAUGAGACUGCUACACAAUAGAAUCUUUGCUUAUGGCGCCUAGAUGGACGCAUUACUGCUUCACUGUACUCCUUUCCAAAUUGAAGGGGAGCAUUCUUUUCUGCAAUAUCAGGAGGUGGAGCUACUUUCAUUACUGAAGCAGUCAUAAAAUCGUUGGUAUGAUUUGUUCAUAAAGCAAAAAGUGAGGAAUCAAAAAUGAAAACGUAUUUGCACCCUCUUUUUUGAAAAUCAGAUGUACCUGGAAUUUAGAUGUACACUGUGAUAUUCAGUCUGAUCAUGUGAUCAUACCUCAUCAGAAUAACUAGGUUGAGCAACGUGGCAUUGUGUGUGUGUGUGUGAAGAUGUAAAGUGCAACCUGAGAUAUAAUCCUUGGGAAAUAAAAUACUGUAAGAAGGACAUUUCACAUUUCAGUGCUAGUUAGAGGUUCGAGUGCCAUACAUUCCAGGUGGACCAUGUGUUUUGGAAAAUUCUGAUGCCUCAUUAUGGUCAGUGCCAUUUCUGGAGACAGAACCACAGGAGACAUUGGUAAAAAAUGAAACUUGUGGAGGCAAGUAUCCUCCAAGCCAUGUUACCUAAAACUUGAUCUUCCAGGGAACAUAAUGACCAUUAAAAUACCUGCAUUAUUGGACUUGUAUGUAAUGUAAUGUAUUUGUAAAAUGAAUGGUGUAUACUUUACUUGUGUCCUGAUAACUGGAAUCAGGUGCGAAUGUUUGAAACCUUUGCGUGUGUGCUUGGAAGUAAAGUCUGUGAGUUGUUUAAUUUGUCUUUUAACCAAAUGUUUGACUGAAGAUAUUCAGAUCACUGAAUGUCAAAAUAAAGUGUUCUGGACUUGUAGGACAAAUAAUGCUGCCAGAGUUUUAGCCCAGUUUUGACUUUAGCUUCAGAUCAUCUAUCCAUUAAAAGGUUUGCUCAUUUUUAUGUUGUCAUUGUUCCAUGUAGGUUUUAAGUGAAGAUAUGCCAUUGAUACAGUGUCUUAAAUAAGGUGGCACAAAUAUCUGGGGCGUAGUGUUUAUGCUGUUUGUAUACAGUCUUCCCAUUUGUCAGAAACACACUCCGGCAUGUGGUAACAUAUAGCUGUAUUGUAAUGUUUCUGAUCUUUCCAGGGAGAAGUGUGUGCUACUGCAACCACCUCCCCCCAUACACACGUGCUUCAGGAUAGGGCACUGUUAGUGUAUGGCAGUAGUGCAUCAUGAGAUUACUGCACCAUAAAAUAUUUGCUAAUGGCUCCUAGAAGGAUGCUGAUGUAAACUGUGUUGUCACUGUUAUUACACACAAAAUUUGUACAAACGGAAUUCCCUGUGCAUCAAAAACUGUAUUAAUGUAGAAACCAACUUUGGGGUCUUAACAGUGAAAUGGAAUCCAGAAAGUUGUGAACUAGUCAGACUUGAUAUAAACAAAAGUAAUUGUGAAUGAACAGCAAAAGUUGUAGCACAUCAGUUGUAUAAUUUGUGCAAGCAGUUUGUAAAUUUGACUGCUUUAUCAUGCAGUUUUGCCAGUUCUAAACCACGUUAAGGGGUCACAAAAUACAAACUUUAACCUAAUAGAACCAGAGUAAAGCAUUCACAGCUGGUGGCAUAUUCUCAUUUGCUCUUACAGAGUGGUUUGAGUACUGCUUUAUAAUUACCAGUCUUUGGUUUAGCAUUGUGAGACAGAAGUGUCUUUCUGGCUGUGCCCUAACGUUUAUUUGUCAGUGAGACAAAAACACUACUAUAACUGUUAGAUCCAUUAGCGGUCUGGUUACUAGUGGGGCCCUGGUUUAUUUACAUAUCUUUUCCACAGCUUAAUUUAAGCACUUUGAUUCCCUAAACAAAUUGCAAACAAUUACCACAUAAAACAUGUUUUUCAUAUUUUGGAAUUCAAAGGGUCCAUGUUGCAAUUUUUCUGUAUUGUAUGGUGCUGGUAUUCUAGCAAUAUCAUGUUAUAUGGGUAUCAUGACAUCUGGUGCAGAUGGUGAAUGGGAAGUCUUUAUAAAAUGCUUCCUUUUAAAUAGAGUAUGUAUGUGUGUGUGACUAAACCUGUGUAAAAAUUAAAAAAAAAUGUAUAUAAAACCAGUAAGCAAUACUGA
Molecule: messenger RNA, 6937 nt
Organism: Protopterus annectens (West African lungfish)
Lineage: Eukaryota; Metazoa; Chordata; Ceratodontiformes; Protopteridae
Gene: SRGAP2
Product: SLIT-ROBO Rho GTPase activating protein 2
Exons: 22
Coding region: 840-4058 (1072 amino acids)
Biological process (GO): negative regulation of cell migration; signal transduction
Cellular component (GO): cytoplasm
Molecular function (GO): protein binding
Source: RefSeq, a predicted model, not a curated record